Peronospora matthiolae is the source of this 750-nucleotide messenger RNA. NCBI's taxonomy places the organism in Eukaryota, Oomycota, Peronosporomycetes, Peronosporales, Peronosporaceae. The record is from the annotation of a GenBank genome assembly.
AUGUUUGGUGUUUGUGUUACUGCUUUGAUUGUAUACGCAACGAUCCCGGACUACGGCAAACGAUCUGUGCGUCACUAUAUCGACUACAAGUUUCCGUCGGCCGUGUUUGCUAUUACCGAGGGAUUUCAUCGGGUGUUGCCAAACCUGACCUUGCGGUCUCAUGACCUGCAACAAUUUGCGGCGAGUGGUGACUUUAUAAACGAGCAGCACGCGCGCUGUGAACUCCUGUACGACAUCUUGGCUGCCUCGAAGCGCAAUCGAGAUGGUGUACCAGAGACAACAUGCAAGAAGACGCUUGUGUUCACCAAAUCCAUUGCUAGUGCCGACGCGCUCUUCGAGUUCUUGCAAAACGACAAGAACUUGACGAACUGCGCUUUAUUCCACAAGGACGUCGACCGAGCACAACGUCAGCAACUUAUCAAGAGACUUGACAGUGCAGCCGAUGCCGAUCAGGACCUGGUCGUUAUUUGCACUGAUAUCGCAGCACGAGGCCUGGAUACCACCAAAGUGGGCCAUGUCGUCCAGUUUGAGUUCGCUAGUGAUAUUGUGAGCUAUCUGCAUCGCAUCGGCCGUACAGGUCGUGCAGGUACAACCGGUAAUGUCACGAGUAUCACAUCGUCCGAGAACAGUCUCGUGCUUGCCAAAAUUCAAGAAGCUGGGCAGUCCACGCUGCAGAAUGUAUUCAGUCGUAAACGUAGUCUCCGCAAGAAGUUCAAGAAAUCAUUGCGACCCCGCAACAGCGACAAUUAG